CGACACCCUCUAAGUGUCGGCAGAAAACAGCGCAUUAAUUCAUGCCGUCGAAAGAUAUUUUCCAGAGAAAAUCCCGCGCCGGCUGAGACAUUUUCCCGGAAAAUUUCAGCCGAAUUUCCCAACGGAAAAAUGAUGAAGCGGAGGUCCAAUGGGAAAGGCAGAGCGGGGGAUAGCCGUGAUAAUAUGGCGCAGUCCUCGACGUCGAGGGACGAGGAAGUUGCGUGGGAAAUGAGGCCCGGAGGAAUGCUGGUCCAGAAAAGAGGAGAGAAAUCCGACGCUCCGGCUCCGAAUUUGUGUCUCCGGAUUUCAUUCGGCGCUCUCCGUUACGAGAUGUCGGCCAGCGCUCAGUCCACAUUCGGGGAGUUGAAGAAGGCUCUUACGGCGAAGGCAGGGCUACAGCCUGGCGAGCAGAGGCUGCUAUUCAGAGGAAAAGAGCGAGAAAACGGCGAGUACUUGGACAUGUGCGGAGUCAAAGAUCGUUCAAAAGUCGUACUGAUGGAGGACCCAACGGGCAUCGAGAGGAGGGCCGUUGAGAUGCGUAGGAAUGCCAGGAUCCAGACCGCACAUCGCGCCAUACUGAACGUGUCCAUGGAGGUUGACAAGCUCGCGGAGCAGGUCUCGGCAAUUGAAAAUUCCAUAUCAAAUGGUGUCAAAGUACCAGAACUUCAGAUAACCACACCAAUUGAGAUGCUAAUGAGACAAGCAAUCAAGCUGGACAAAAUUUCUGCAGAAGGAGAUGCUUCUGCUCAAAAGAAUUUGCAGGGCAAGAGGGUGCAGAAAUGUGUUGAAAGUCUGGAUGUGCUGAAGAUAUCAAAUGCAAAGGUAAAGCCUGUUGUUGUGACAACCAAGUGGGAGACUUUCGACCCUCCUCCAACCACAGCUAAAUGGGAGUUUUUCGAUUAAACUUUCACGAUCACCGUCACUCUUUUCUUCAUCUUCUUCGCUCAUUCGUUUUAUGUAAUUAGCUCGGGAUCGGAGCGCAGUCACGAGUGAGCUGUCUGUACUUAUAGCUUCUUCUUCCAUAUGAACAUCGCCAAUAAGCGUUGGUAAUGAUCAGUCACAUAUAUAUAUGGUUUAGAUAAAUGCAGUUUUGUUGCAGCUA
Messenger RNA from Malus domestica (apple), 1102 nucleotides. RefSeq names its product BAG family molecular chaperone regulator 3-like. The record is from RefSeq and is a predicted model, not a curated record. Gene Ontology annotation, molecular function: adenyl-nucleotide exchange factor activity; protein-folding chaperone binding. Gene Ontology annotation, cellular component: cytoplasm. Gene Ontology annotation, biological process: protein stabilization. NCBI's taxonomy places the organism in Eukaryota, Viridiplantae, Streptophyta, Magnoliopsida, Rosales, Rosaceae.